AUGUACGAGGACAUGGAAGAUGCAUUUGACAUUAACGGAGAUUUCUUCAACGCUUUGGUGUUGCUGCAUUCAACGGACGAUGAGAGCACAGAUAAGCUUCGGAAAAUGCUGGACGUAACCAUCGAAAGGAAGUAUGGUUACGAGAAAACUUUAAGAGCAAGGAUGCCCCAGAAAUGUUAUCACAAUACGAAGACUCGUGAAAAAAGCUAUCCUAUUGGAAAAUCGGGAAAACAAGAUAAGAAAUUGCGAAAAAAUGAUAAUGCUUCGAAGAAAAUGACAAGCGUAAAAUUUUCAGUGAAUGAUAAUAAUGUGACAGAGAAUAAUUGGGUACCAUUGAAGUCAUUUAACGCAGAAGUUGAAGAUUAUAGUGAAAAAGGAGAGAUUCCCAGAAUAUCAAUUCCGGAUGAAGGAUACGGGGAUGGACUUUUAUGCAAGAUUUGUAAUGGAGCAAAAUUGGGACCACUGAUUUUAUUGGAGUGUCAGGACUGUCAAGAGAUCUAUCAUCCCUUGUGUCAUCAACCUCCUGUCGUUGACAUCGAUGUGUACGAUCCCAGAAUCGUGUGGCGCUGUGGAAAGUGUAUAAGCACAGCGUUUGCAAAUUUCGCUGAUACCCCGGACGAGAGGAAAACGAAAAAAAUUCGUCAGCGAAAGGAUACUAAUAAAACAAAGGAAAAUUCCAUAACUAAAUCGAUCGAGAUACAAGGAAGUUUUUCAAAGAACAGAACAAUCACCGUUGAGAAAACUUCUGUCACGAUACAGAAAACCAAUGAUGGUAUCGAAGGAAUGUUGCAUGUAGAAGACUCUUUGCUUUCGAGUCAAGAAACGAAGAAUUUAUCUUCAAAUCAGUUGAAAAAACGAAUCGGCUCCAAGCUUUCAGUAGCACGUGUUGUAACUAAACAGUCAUGA
This is a messenger RNA of Nomia melanderi (Alkali bee), 906 nucleotides long. RefSeq names its product integrator complex subunit 12. The record is from RefSeq and is a predicted model, not a curated record. NCBI's taxonomy places the organism in Eukaryota, Metazoa, Arthropoda, Insecta, Hymenoptera, Halictidae.